This is a messenger RNA of Trypanosoma rangeli, 1602 nucleotides long. RefSeq lists its product as uncharacterized. Bases 1 to 1602 code for a protein of 533 amino acids. The record is from RefSeq and is a predicted model, not a curated record. NCBI's taxonomy places the organism in Eukaryota, Euglenozoa, Kinetoplastea, Trypanosomatida, Trypanosomatidae. The transcript has a single exon.
AUGCCUCCGGGAAAGGAGGAAGGUUUGGAGACCUACACCACUCUUCUCGGCACGAAAGCGUACAUCCUUCACUAUGUGCCGUUUGACGACAGCUGUGAUGACACUGCGAAGAAUGAGAGGGGAGGUACCGCUAGUCGGGUACAACGGCAUACCUCAGCUUCACCAGGGCCGCGCCGCGGCUUUCCCCCACGCAAAAAGAAGUCGUUUGGGGCACGUGUUUUGCCAGAACCCCCACGAUGGGGUUGUUUGCGGGGAGAAAAUGAGAAGUCUGUAGGGUAUUGCAUUGACUUGCCAUCAACCAACAAGGAAAAAAUUGCCAGCAGAAUUUUUCCUGGGUUACCCGCCAAUUUUGACAGUCUCUUGCCUACGACUGUGGUUGUGCCUCCACUUGCGACCUCUGCCUCGUCGAAAGCCCCGCUGCCUGCGUCCAAUAGAGCUGUCGUGAAUGCGGCACAAGCAUCACCGGCGACGGAGGAGCUGGCUGUGCCUGCGGUACCGACAGCUCAUAUUCCACCUGUUUUUUCAGCGCCAGAGGUUGCAUCUGCCGAUGUUCCGGGGCUUUCAUUGGCGUCGCCAUUGCACGUUAACUGUGGGCAUGCGGCUGGUCCUUCCGCUUGCUCGGCAGACAACCACCAAUACAUGAUGGAGGGCGGUUUUGUUUACUGUCCGCGGUGUGGGGUUAAACUGCGCCGUGAGGCCUUGGUGGAGUAUUCACCAGCUGAUUGCCCAGUUACCCACGAUCAGGCAGGUGACGAGAAGGAGGGGGGAGAGACCAGUAACUAUUGUUUUCUCUGUGGUACCUUUUUGGGUGUGCCUUCCAGGCCAUCCCAGGGGAAGAGGGAAAAAGGUCCGAAGGAAGGAAAUGCCUCUGGGAUUCGUUGGCAGCCACCACCGGCAAGACUCGGAGUGCCGAGAGCAAUUUCCCUAGGACCAGCCUCCACGACGUUAGAGAGAACCAAAACAGUUACAACGCCUCAUGCCUGCAUGUAUGCUUCGGCUAGAGCUGCAGCUGUAGCGACAUCGACGGCCAGUGAAGAAAGAGAGCUUGGAAGGCCAGGUUUCGGGAUGGAGAAGAGUACAAUAACUCCACACCAAGGCCUGGGUGAAAUCCAGGUUAGAAAAAUUUUUAAUUCGGUGCCCGUUGGCGCGUCGGAGACGAAUGUUAAGAAGAACGCAGCGUGUGGUGAGAAUGCAACAGAGACCUUCACCACUGAAACAUCACUGCCGUAUCCUUUGAGAUCGGCAUCGGCAGCAGCAAACACCACGUCAGCGAAUAGAGCUGUGAAUUCCCCCUUUAUGCAUUCGGAGGAAAUGAAACAAGAGAAGGCUGCUCGGGCGUCAGUGCCUACGCAUGCCGUUUCCUUGCACGGUGGCGGAGAGACGCGGGUACCUUCCUCAGCCCCACAGGUGGAAAUGCUGUACACCGUUGGCGUACCAGGUGUCACAUGUGGUCUUCCGCACUGCGCCUUGUGUGAGCCGCCCGUGGAUCUACCGCUUCCACCCGUCAUGUUGACGCAACGUUAUUUUGCAAAAGCAGAAGCAGAAGGGCCUGCUGAUGCCAGUGUUAUCGUUGUUCAUAAUCACUAUUAUCACAAGAUGUAA